Messenger RNA from Cuscuta epithymum, 1913 nucleotides. NCBI's taxonomy places the organism in Eukaryota, Viridiplantae, Streptophyta, Magnoliopsida, Solanales, Convolvulaceae. The record is from the annotation of a GenBank genome assembly.
UAAUACACUCCCCCUACACCCCAUUCGAACCCCCAAAGAGAUAAGAAAGCAAGGGAAUCCACACAACCCAAGAGAGAAGGAAGGAGGAGAGCAGUCCGCAGGUUCGUUCUUCAGUGCGUAGCUCUGAUUGUUUGAGCCAUAACUUGAGAUUUACUCAUCCAAAUAAGGCGUGCGAGAUACCAAAAGAAAUCUCUCAAGACGAGGAAUCCGUGAAGGUCUGGUUUGCAUCAAUCGGAGUAGUCGAAGGCUUCCAAAUCGACCGAGCAAAACACGACCUCGCAGAAUACGUUUUUGUAUUCAAAACCAGAGAUGGAUCGAUUUUUCUGUCGCUGACUAACUUCAUCACCGUACUCCGUCGCUAAUGUCUACCGACAGAUUCAUCGUCCAGAGCUACAACACGAACCGUUCCAAGAGGUCAAUCGAUUGUAGCAGUACUUAGUCACCCUUCUCCGUCGCCUUACUGCCAAGCCGCCUAACUCUGUCUUCUCGUCUUACAACUGGACUCAGCCACGGAUACAGCUUCUUGGUUUGGAACUCUCCUGAAUUUGCGCGACUUCUCCUCUCAAUUUCAGCGACGAGCCUACUUCGCCUAUGAUAUGGAUGAAGAUGAAGAGCAGCCUCUGCUACGGGCUCAAAGUUUUGAAAGACAGAAUGUCAAAAACGAUAGAAAACCUCUUUCGAAGUUUGAAAGCUCCAAGGAGGAUGUGAAUGAAGAGCUGGAGAGGUGUGGUCUGGUGGUUGUCAAAGAGAAGAGGGUAAAAAUGAAAGCAAAAGCCCCAGUAAAAAUGCAAAGGACUAGGUCGGUUGCCAAAAAGAGAAGAGGUCAAAGUGCUAACUUGCAGAUGUUUUCCAUUUUGGUUGAGAACUGUUUAGGUGAUGAAGGCACAAUCAGCCAAGAUGCUGAAAUAUUUGGGUUCAAAACUAAAUCUGUGUUUAACAAGGAUGUUUGCCAGUUGGUCAUCAACUUUGAGGAGGUUACAAACUCUAUAGUUGAGAUUUGGGCGAGGUACCUGCACGAAGAAAUGGUGAAUGAAAGUGGGGAGAUACUGGUUCAGUUUGGUACUUCUGUUGCGGUGUGCAUACCAAAGAAGCCAUCGCUGCAAUCGGUUACAAGAAGGUCACAAUACAUAGCUGAUCUUUUAGGCAAUGCGUUGCUUGGACAGAUCACAUUAAUCCCCUAUAAUACCGGCAAUCAUUGGGUGUUGGUUGCAAUUGACCUGGCAAUGCAAACGGUGUAUUACUUGGAUUCUAUAGGAGGAUCUCCACCAGAAGAUUUGGAAAUAAUAGUGAACCAAGGAGUGAGGAUUCAUCACGCCUCAACUUCUAAGAACAGGAUGAAUCUGAAAUGGGUGCGAGUCAUGUGCCCUAAGCAAGCUGGAGCAAUGGAGUGUGGUUAUUUUGUUAUGAUGUAUAUGAAAGAUAUAGUAUCAGAUGUCAAAGUCUUGAAGCAAAAUUUCUCUAAAAUAAAGGAGUACACUGAAGGUGAUAUAUUGGGAAUACGUGAGGAGUGGGCUUCGUAUGCAGCUACUUUGAUAAGAAUGUUGAUGGAUGCCACUGCUAUGAAGACUUGAUGAUGUGAAGACGAUGUUUAAUUCCGAAUUGCAUGUUAUUGGCGUUGUGCAAUUAAUUUUGCUAUAUAUAUGUAGGACAUGGACGCGUAGGCGGCUCACCUUUUGGGACUAACCGUGUAGUUGCUUAGAAUUCCAUUAACUCUGUUGUAAAAUGAUCACUUUGGUAUUGGAUGUUGCUGGAUUUGUUGUCGAGGCUCCAGCCAGUAAUUUUUGGGUUUGCCUACCUAGAAUGCAAACAUCCACUGCAAUGUAGCUUUAGGUUUGAAAUGAAUAUUGUAUUUUAAAUUGGUAUUAAAUUAUAUUUUGAGAUUUAAUGAAGUUUACUGAAUAUAUUUCUAAAUA